UAAUUUGGACAAGAAAAAAAAAGUGUGACCAUUUCAAAGCGAGGUUCUCGCAAACCCAAACCCAAUCUCUAGUCUCUUGCGAAGAGAAGAGAGAGAAGGAAGACGAUGGGUACGACGCUACAAACUGUUGUGACUGUGGUUCUUCUCCUUAUGUUUCUUCUCAUCAUCAUCUUCCUCUUUUUUCUCUUCAAACCAUGGCGCUUCUUCUGCUCUUCGCGUUUCCGCUCCUUCAUUAAGGGCGAGCUAGAGAGGCCUCUCGUUCCUAACGUAGAUGAUGCGGAUGCGUCACCGUGUAAUCAGAGCAAUGAAUUGCCUCGUGAUUAUGAUCUUGAGGGUGCUUGUUAUCCCAACGAAGCUCAUUUUCCUCGAACCCAUGGUCAAGGACUUGUUCAUAAGCAAAGGCUUCAGACACUUCCUAUUUCAUCUAACAUGCCACAAGGUGGUGGGGAUACACUCGUCGUCGAUGUCAUCUCUGAACCUUCUUCCGAAGAUGUUGAUGUUGGUCAAACACUUAAGUUCCAAACAGCUCAUGUAGCUCAAAUUGUAAAGCAUGACACACCCAAUUUUCAGAAUGAUAGAGUGCAAGACUUUGUGCAGAAAGAUAUAUCUGAUCAAAGAACUUGCCUCACUUUGGAGGUUAUAAGUGGACCUUCUCGGGGACUUCGUUGUUCUGUUCAGUCAACCAAUCCCUCUCGUCUGCCGCUAACUUUGGGAAGAGUUUCUCCCAGUGAUUUGUUGAUAAAGGAUUCAGAAGUGUCGGGAAAGCAUGCGUUGAUAAAGUGGAAUUUGGAUAGAAUGAAAUGGGAGUUGGUAGAUAUGGGCAGUCUGAAUGGAACACUAUUGAAUUCUAAGCCAAUCAACCAUCCUGACACUGGAAGUAGGCAUUGGGGAGAUCCAAUGAAUCUUGCUAAUGGAGAUAUCAUAACUCUUGGAACAACAUCACAAGUUGUUGUCCAUAUUACUUCACAAAAUCAGCAUCACAUUCCAUUUGGAGUUGGUAUGGCAUCAGAACCAAUGGCUUUGCGUCGAGGAGGGAAAAAGCUUCCUAUGGAAGAUGUUUGCUAUUAUCAAUGGCCUCUACCUGGGUUGGAUCAGUUUGGACUAUUCGGCAUUUGUGAUGGGCAUGGUGGAGAUGGGGCUGCCAAAUCUGCUAGCAAACUUUUUCCUGAGAUAAUUGCUACUAUAUUAUCGGAUUCCUUAAAAAGGGAGAGGGUUUUAUCUCUCUGUGAUGCUUCAGAUAUCCUUCGCGAUGCAUUUUGUCAAACAGAAGCAUGCAUGAAUCACUAUUAUGAGGGGUGUACAGCAACAGUACUUCUGGUGUGGAGUGAUGGUGACGAAAAUUUCUUUGCACAAUGUGCUAAUGUUGGAGACUCUGCCUGCUUCAUGAGUGUUAAUGGGAAACAAAUCAAGAUAACAGAGGAUCAUAAGAUAACGAAUCAUUCUGAGAGACUCAGAAUUGAAGGGUCAGGUGAACCAUUAAAAGAUGGGGAAACACGUCUAUAUGGUAUGAAUCUUGCAAGGAUGCUUGGGGACAAAUUCCUGAAGCAGCAGGAUUCCCGGUUCAGUUCAGAACCUUAUAUAAGUCAAGUUGUGCAUAUUAAUCAAGCUAGCAAGGCUUUUGCUGUUCUAGCUAGUGAUGGGUUAUGGGAUGUUGUCAGCGGGAAGAAGGCAAUUCAACUAGUGUUUCAGACAAAGGAGAGAUACUAUUCAGAGAGAGAGAAUGCAGCAGAAAAGAUUGCUAGUUUGUUGUUGAAUGAGGCUAAAACACUCAGAACAAAGGAUAAUACUGCUGUAAUUUUCUUAGAUUUUGAUACCUUUAACAGAUUCUCUUGUAAAGUUGAAUCCUAGUAUGAAUUAGGAAUAGUUUUACAGUAAUGUUACUGCAUAUUUUGUUCUCUC
Abrus precatorius (Indian licorice) is the source of this 1899-nucleotide messenger RNA. RefSeq names its product protein phosphatase 2C 70-like. The record is from RefSeq and is a predicted model, not a curated record. Gene Ontology annotation, biological process: protein dephosphorylation. Bases 106 to 1848 code for a protein of 580 amino acids. Gene Ontology annotation, molecular function: protein serine/threonine phosphatase activity; protein binding; cation binding. The transcript is spliced from 12 exons. NCBI's taxonomy places the organism in Eukaryota, Viridiplantae, Streptophyta, Magnoliopsida, Fabales, Fabaceae.